Messenger RNA from Aspergillus saccharolyticus JOP 1030-1, 2021 nucleotides. Its product is annotated as aldehyde dehydrogenase family protein. The coding region runs from base 48 to 1934 and encodes 628 amino acids. The transcript is spliced from 3 exons. The record is from RefSeq and is a predicted model, not a curated record. NCBI's taxonomy places the organism in Eukaryota, Fungi, Ascomycota, Eurotiomycetes, Eurotiales, Aspergillaceae. Gene Ontology annotation, molecular function: aldehyde dehydrogenase (NAD+) activity.
CCCCGACAGCGCCUGGCAAUUUAAUCCUCCCAAUCUUCACGCCAAACAUGGACUCGCUGGCCCAACUUAUCCCGCCGGCUUUCCAGCCCGUUAUCCCCCACCUCCAGUCUCAAGGUCCACUGCUGGGGGUUGCCUUGCUUUCGCUCGGGGCGGUGUAUCUGGGUUACGUCUACGUCCUGAGCCAGAGGGAGGCUGCUGUCACAUUCAAUGUUCCCAUUCCGGCGGAGGUUAGGGCCAAUUGGGAGGGGAAGACGUGGGAUCAGCUUGAGGGAAACGAGAGGAAGGUGAUCGAGGGGCAGGUUCGAGGGCAAUGGAACGACAAGCUGAUUAUGAGCUACUGUCCGGCGGAUGGAAGAGUCCUCGGCUCCGGAAUCAAGCCUGCCACCCCGGAAGAUGUCGACCAGGCUAUCAAGGUUGCGGCAAAAGCGCAGGAAGAAUGGGCCAAGACCACCUUUGCUGAGAGGAGGAAGGUUCUGCGGACUCUGCUGAAAUACGUCCUCGACCACCAAGACGACCUCGUGACCGCCUGCUGCCUGGAUUCUGGAAAGACCAAAGUGGACGCCGCCUUCGGAGAAAUCCUGGUCACCACGGAGAAGCUCAAAUGGACCCUUGACCACGGUGAAAAAGCCCUGACGCCGGAGUCGCGCCCAACAAACUUCCUGAUGAUGUACAAGAAGAACACGGUGAUCUACGAGCCGCUGGGGGUGGUCUCGGCUUGUGUGUCCUGGAACUACCCCUUCCACAACUUCAUCUCGCCCGUGAUCAGCGCCCUUUUCGCAGGAAACGGUAUCGUGGUCAAGCCCUCCGAGCAGACGGCCUGGUGCACGACCUACUUCCUGGAGGUCAUUCGCGGCGCUCUGGCCAGCUGCGGGCACCCCCGCGACCUGGUUCAAAGCGUCGUCUGCCUACCUCAUGUCGGCGACUACCUCACCUCGCACCCAGGCAUCUCCCAGCUCACCUUCAUUGGCUCCCGCCCCGUAGCACACAAGGUCUGUGCCUCCGCCGCCAAAGCCCUGACUCCCGUCACUGUCGAGCUGGGCGGGAAGGACCCCUCACUGAUCCUGGACGACGCGCGCACUGUCCAAGAACUGCCCGCCAUCGCCUCGAUUCUCAUGCGGGGUGUCUUCCAGUCUGCAGGCCAGAACUGCAUCGGCAUCGAACGUGUUAUCGCCCUCCCUGGCGCCUACGACCGACUUCUGGACAUCGUCUCCGCGCGCAUCGCCAAGCUUCACCUGGGCUCCGUCCUGCUGUCCAAACAGGGCGCACCUGACGUGGGCGCUCUGAUCUCCCCAGCUUCGUUCGACCGCUUGGAAUCCCUGAUCAACGAUGCCGUUCAGCAGGGCGCGCGCCUGAUUUGCGGGGGGAAACGAUUCCCCCAUCCCGCUCACCCGCUCGGCCACUAUUUCGCGCCCACUUUGCUCGCAGACGUCACACCGGAGAUGCGCAUCGCGCAGGAGGAGCUCUUUGCGCCGGUUUUUGUACUCAUGCGUGCCACCUCCGUGCCCCAUGCUAUCGAGAUCGCCAACUCGACCGAGUACGGGCUUGGGGCCAGCGUCUUCGGCUACAACCAGCAGGACAUUGCCCGGUGCAUCAAGGCGAUCCGGUCGGGCAUGGUCUCGGUCAACGACUUUGGGACCUUCUACGCGGUGCAGUUGCCAUUUGGUGGCGUCAAGGGGUCAGGAUAUGGACGGUUCGCGGGCGAGGAGGGCCUCCGCGGCGUGAGCAACAUCAAGGCGGUGUGCGUGGAUCGGUUCCCGAAGGUGAUGGCGACAAGAAUCCCGCCACGGGUGGACUAUCCGAUUAACAAGGGCGAGGGCGUGCGGGAGAAUGGCACGGGAGCGUGGGAGGUGUGUAAGGGGGUGGUGGAGACGGGGUAUCAGCUUACGUUAGCGGGCAGGGUGAGGGGGAUUCUGCGCUUGUUGGGGAAUAUGUAGUUGUAACUACUGGUGGUAUGUGUAUAAUUGAGGAGUAGGGACUGUAUUAUAGGGUAUCAUACUGAGUACAUUAAUCAAAGAACAGAG